Messenger RNA from Morchella importuna, 933 nucleotides. RefSeq lists its product as uncharacterized. Gene Ontology annotation, cellular component: nucleus; chromosome, centromeric region. Bases 1 to 933 code for a protein of 310 amino acids. Gene Ontology annotation, biological process: mitotic sister chromatid segregation; protein localization to kinetochore; kinetochore assembly. The transcript is spliced from 3 exons. NCBI's taxonomy places the organism in Eukaryota, Fungi, Ascomycota, Pezizomycetes, Pezizales, Morchellaceae. The record is from RefSeq and is a predicted model, not a curated record.
AUGGCCUCCUCCCCCGCCUGCACCGCCCUCCUCACCGAGCACCUCCGCUGCACGCCCCUCACCAUCAUCGACGACAUCAUCAACACCACCAACGAGCUCCUCUACCACUCCGUCGCCGCCGUCGAAACCUACCUCCUCACCUCCGCGCCCUCCAGCCUCGGCUUCCUCCCUCCCCCGGGCACAAUCCGCGACACAAACAGCGACGGCACCGAGCUCUACAGCGACGCCGAGACCGAGGAGCUCGAGAAGGGCAUCCACUCGCUCGAGACCCUUCUCGAGAGCGCCGUCGAUAGGAGCUUUGACAGGUUCGAGAUCUAUGUCCUGCGCAAUAUCCUCACGGUCCCGGAGGACCUUGUGCCGUGGGUGAGGCUGGCGCACCAUAAGAACCUCGACUUCAAGACCCUCCCCGCGUCCACCGCCACCUCCACCACCACCACCCCCACCCCACCCCCACCCCCGCGCCGCCAGCACAAGAAGCACAAACGCGCCUACGCACGCUCCGCCAGACACUCCUCGCAUCCCAUGCGCUCAACCAGACGCUCCGCAAAGAGCGGCGAGAACCCGUUUUCGUUCGUCACGCCGACUAGGGACGCGGCGGCGUUUGCCGUCUCGCAGGUCGACCUCAUACGGCAGUUGGUGGGCGCGCUGAGGACAAAGUAUGAUGCGUUCCGGGCGUCGCAGGAGGCGCAGGGGGUGAAGAUGGAGGUGGAUGGGGAGGGGGAAAGUGGGGGGGUGGGAGGGGUGGUAAAGCUGACGCCAGAGGAGGAGAGGAAGCGCUAUAUCGAGCAGAUGACGAGGAGGCAUAUCGAGGCGUCGCGGGGCCUGCGGCUGAAUGCGAGGGGCGAGGUGGUCGGGGGUGAGUUUGAUGGGGCGGUGGUGAGGAAGGGGUUGGCGGAGGUGGAGGCGCUGGAGGCCGUGUUUGGGAAGAAGUAG